AUGGCCGAGAUCGUUGGCCUCGUCGCCAGCAGCUUCGCCCUUGCCGAAGUCGUCGGCAAGAUUGGAGGCGGCGUGCUCAAGCUGAAGCGCAUGUGGGACGAGGUCAAGGAUGUGCCUGAGUCGAUCCAGGAUCUGUUCAAGCGCCUCGAUCUUAUUCUGCCCAUGGUCGCGCGUAUCGCUCGAGAUAUCGAGACGGGUGCAACUGUGUUCGACGACAUGGAAGCUGUCGAGUCGUGCAUCCUGUCUUGCCAGCAGGUUAUUUCGGACGAGGCGACCAUGAUGAACGAUCUGAUUGUACAAAUUGAUGCGACGAAACGGAUGAAACGAGCGAGGGACAUGGUUCGCGUGGCUCUGAAGCGGGAUGUAUUGGAACGACAUGAGAAGAAACUCGAGGGUAUGAUUCAAAUCUUAAUGCUCGCACAUUCCGAGUAUUCCAGGGCCUGCACCAAGGCUAUUCCGACGGUCAUUGUCCAGCACCUGUCAGCUUCAGGAUAUGUAGCAAAACAAAGGCCCGGAGACAUGAACGAAGUUGAAGAGAAGAGUGUAUACAACUUGAUGAGCCCACUUGACCCUUUCCCUUGUCUGUUCAACUUAGGCUCACAUGGAACAGAACGCGGGUUCCGCUUACAGCCCCCUUGGUGGUUAACACAUCAAGCUUGGGAGCUGCGAGUACUCUCUGGGUGGCAGUGGCAUUUCAGAGCUUACAAUUUUGUGCCGGAUGACUCGCCUGUAAUUUCAUCUGUCCUGAAUGGUGACAUGAACACUCUUCUUCAACUCUUCGAGGAAGGGAGAGCGUCCCCAUUCGAUGUAUGCGUAAGGGGCUCGCUUAUGCAGGAGGCUUUGCGAACGGGACGACUCAGCAUCGUUCAAAUCCUUGUUCAACUCGGAGUCUGCAUAAGCCAUCAUGAGCUCUACAGCGCUGUAUAUGGCUUGAUCGUCAUGGGGUACCCAUCUCAUUCUCCCUCCACCAUAGAUAAGGCGCGGCGCAUGCAAAUUUUCCAAGAAUUUGUCGAUUUCAUCACUACGCAAGGUUUCUGGGAGCUUCAAUUCAAAACACUGUCUUUCAUGAUGUUAGAAUCCAUCGCCAUGAAUAACGGCAAAGCCUUCUUGGAAGUUUUGUUACCCAAGGUCUCACCCAAUCACUACAACAAGCCCUUCAGGCAUCGCUUGCGGUCCUUGAGACACGUCCCUUGCGACAUGAAAGAGGAAACCUUUGCCUUCCUUCUCUGGCCCGAUGACGGGUGUAGGCAACUUAUCAUUCAAAAUUCGAGUGGUACGGUCUACAGGCUUAGAGAUGGGAGUUACCACCAUUGGGCGUCGGUACCAACGGUGAGGUUGAUGACUCUCACGCUUCAGUCUUGGCUGGAAGAUCUUGACGAAAGCGGCAUCAAUCUGACGUCCUACGGCCGCGAGGAGCUGGAAAUCAUCAAGUCCACUACCAGCGAUCGAGAAUACCAAUAUGGUCCACUUUGUCUUCGACGCCUGGAACCCGACGAUUGCAUGCCUAGAGUCCCGAAAGCAACAAUUGUAGACAGCAACUCCCAUCCACCUCUUCCUCAUCGUCAACCUCGCACUCGCUUCCAACGAAUUCCCCCGACCACGACAUCAUCUCCGGCUCCUCAAGCACGCCGCCCAUCAUAUCUGGAUCAUAACAUCCCGCCGGGUCAAAGCACCCCUCCAAGCCAGGCGCCAUCGCCACCUCGGGCGGUACCAGAACCUCCUCGCCCACCGGCACAGGCACAAUCGGCACAAACACCGCCCUCUGCCUUUGCCCUCGCCCGCGCCGCGCAUGCUGAUGGCCAUGCCUCUUUGCGCGCGCCCUUGGCAUGUUCCCCGGCCGGCGGCACGGCGCGGGCGAGAGCGCAGGCGUCUGGCGAGAACAAGAAGUGUGCUUGGCGCCGUGGUGCUUGUGGCCCCGAGGAUGAUGUUUGUGGUGGUGAUGGUGGUGGCGGUGGUGGUGGUGACCUUUCCGAGCACGUCGGUGGCCUUUUCCUGCCUUGGCCCUGCACGGAGACACCGGACUCGGAACGAAGGGCAGGCCGAGAGUACCGGAAACCGCCCCCCCGAGCUGACUCCGCCGAGAGCCGUUACACUUCUUCAGGGGGAACUCCUGAAUCGAGCGUCCCGGAUGUCACAAGGGCAUUGACUCGCUCCGGCAGUUGA
Verticillium alfalfae VaMs.102 is the source of this 2163-nucleotide messenger RNA. RefSeq lists its product with no specific name. Bases 1 to 2163 code for a protein of 720 amino acids. NCBI's taxonomy places the organism in Eukaryota, Fungi, Ascomycota, Sordariomycetes, Glomerellales, Plectosphaerellaceae. The transcript has 7 exons. The record is from RefSeq and is a predicted model, not a curated record.